AUGAGUUUUGCUAUAGAAGGUCAAGAAAUGUCCAAUACAAUAACCCGGGAGACCAGACAAACCUCAAAAGUUAAUCAGAUCUGCAUGAUUAUUGACGAAUUAUUGCUUGGGCAAGAUAAAAACCAAAGUUACGUUAUGGUCAGUCUUCCUAAAGAAAUAGAUAUGAAUAGUGUUGACGUACAUGUACUCGAAGAGGUACAUGCAAAUUAUCGGGCUGAAAGAGUUGGAAACGAUAUAUUUAUCAAAUACGAUGGGAUCAAUAAAGAAAAUAUACAACGCUAUCUAACAAACUCGGCUGGGGUGUUCAAUCCAAAUUGGACUGUAGCGACUAAUUCGAUAUGUGUAAUUGGAGGCGCUGAGCGUCGACCCGACAUUGGAGUGUGGUUUAUUAGACCGACGUUUGCGCAACGCUCUAGGCCUAUUAUUAACCGAUGUCCACCGCCAAAUGUGUAUAUUGAGGACCCGGACCGUGACAUAGCGUUAACUAGAAUUAACUUUGCUCAGCAACACACGACUGGAAUUGAAUUCGUUGGAAUUUGUAUUCCAGAUUUAACUAAUCCUUUUCACGCAAAUCCAAAUCCUCAGCAAGUUUCAACUCAUGCAGUUCCCGCAGCAAAUCAAAACGCCAGACCCACCCGAGCUCCUUAUAUUUUACAUUGGAAUCUAACUCGGCCUUUAAAACUUAGUCCCAGUGUAUGA
Molecule: messenger RNA, 699 nt
Organism: Funneliformis caledonium
Lineage: Eukaryota; Fungi; Glomeromycota; Glomeromycetes; Glomerales; Glomeraceae
Source: the annotation of a GenBank genome assembly